Nerophis lumbriciformis (worm pipefish) is the source of this 663-nucleotide messenger RNA. The record is from RefSeq and is a predicted model, not a curated record. NCBI's taxonomy places the organism in Eukaryota, Metazoa, Chordata, Actinopteri, Syngnathiformes, Syngnathidae.
AUGCCACCAAAGAAAAAAGCGAGAAAAAGUACAAUACGUUCUGGCCAAGAUGCUGAAAAUGAGCUUGACUCUUCUCCAAACCCAAGCGUCAAAAGGAAGACUUCGUCUUCCAGCAAGACUUCGGUGGAGGCAAAUACUGAGCAGUAUUGUCGCUGGCUCAUGAAAUCUGAGCCGGAAAGCCGUUUUGAGAAUGGCAUUGAUGUCAAGUUUGGGAUUGAGGAUCUCAAGGCUUUGCCAGAUCAGACUAGCUGCUGGGAUGGUGUCCGUAACUAUCAGGCACGAAACUUUAUGCGUCAGAUGAAAAAGGGCCAGCUGGCUUUUUUCUACCACAGCAAUUGCAAGGAACCUGGAAUAGUAGGACUCAUAAAAAUAGUGAAGGAAGCAUAUGUGGACCACACUCAAUUUGACAAGAAAGAUGUUCAUUUUGAUGCCAGCAGCAAGCCAGAAAACCCCAAAUGGAGCAUGGUGGACGUGCAAUACCAAAGAAUGUUGAAGCGUUUUCUUCCUCUCACCGAACUCAAAAAGUACCACCUGCAGCACAGCACCAAAGGGGGCCCUCUGAAGAACUCCAUGUUGUUCACUCGGGCCAGGCUGUCCGUGCAGGCGCUCACAAGUGAAGAAUUUGACUUUCUUCUGAGCUUGGAGGAACAAGAACCACUGUGA